Molecule: messenger RNA, 2293 nt
Organism: Prorocentrum cordatum
Lineage: Eukaryota; Dinophyceae; Prorocentrales; Prorocentraceae
Source: the annotation of a GenBank genome assembly
GCGUGGUGCUCCGCGGGCCCAAGCUGCCGCUCUGGCUCUGCUCCUGUGGGUGCGCAUCCAACUGGGCAAGCAGGCUCAGGUGCAGAGAAUGCGACAGGCGGUGCUCCACCAAGGUUGAGGACGCUGCCAGGAAGGCGCACAAGGAGGCGAUCAAGGGCGGACCCAAGCCGGGCAGCCACCCGCAGCCCCGCGGGGUCUGGGCGCGGCAGAAGCUGGCCCCGUGGGAGCAUGACAAGCUCCAGCGCCAGGACAGCGAGCUGGCCGCCCUUCGGCAGCAGGUCGAGGCGCUCAAGGCGGACAGCGCCAAGGCCAAGCUGACAGCCCUCAGUGACCUCAAGGAGGAGCUCCAGAAGCUCGGGGGAGGCGAGCAGGCCACGAGCUGCGUCAAAGCUGUGGAGGCCAAGUACUCAGAGCCGCCCAAGCCCAAGAGCCUUCCAGCCCUCGAAGGGCAGCGCAGGAAGCUCGAGGGGCAGCUCCAGAAGGCGCUCGGCAAGGUCGCAGAGCUCGAGGACCAGCGUGCCAAGCUCGACCUGCGGAUCGGCGAGGCCAAAGACUCGGUCGCUGAGCUCAAGGGCAAGUUGCAGGCGGCCGACGCCGAGAUCGAGUCCCGCCACGCCGCAGGCGUCCUCGGCGACGGGCUCAGGGGCUUGGCCAAGGUCCUCGAGCAGUUCAAGGCUAAUUACGGCAGUGGAGAACCAGGAGAAGAGUCCGUACCCGUCCCCGACGAGCUGGUCGACAGUCUCAUGGAGGACGCCCCAGAAGGCGAGAGUCACGAGCAGCGGCGCAAGCGCAUCAGCGACCUCAUCGGGGCACAGUUCAAGAGGCGGCCAGCUGCAGAUAUCACCUUCGUGCAGGAGACGCGGGUGCGUGAAGGCGGCAGAGAGGCAGCCCAGCGGUGGCAUCGCAAACGCGGCUUCGACUUCGACCUGGCUGCAGGGCUCAGCACGGGUGAAGGGCAACUGUCUGUCUCAGGCGGGGUGGGCAUCGGCGUGCGGCAGCGGCUUGCGGUUGCCACGAUCGACGCCAAGUUCAAGCAGCCCCGCCGCGUGCUUAGACGGGUGGUCAACAUAGGCGACGGGCUCGCCAUCGAUCUCAUGUCGGUCUACCUUCGCGACGGGGAGGGCAUGGGCGAGGCCGACGCAAACAUCCUAUGGGACGUAGCGUCGCAGCUCAGAGUGGCUCCUCGGCCGUGGAUUCUAGCUGGUGACUUCAACAUGGACCCCCUCCAGCUCGCGGCGUGGGCGGCCACGGCUGGAGGACUCGCGCUGCAGACAGGCGCGGCGACCUGCAGGGCGGGGGUGCUCAGGGAGCUGGAUUACGCGGUCAUCUCCGACGAGCUCCAGCACUUCGUGUUCAGCCACGGGCCAGUGGUCGAAUCCCCGAUCGGGCCGCACAGCCCCGUCCUGUUGGAAGUUCGAGGGCUGCGUGCGGACGCCACGGUGCAGCAGCUACACCGCACAGCGCGGCUGCCGCUUGUUCGGGCCAUCGGCUGCACCCCCUGGGCACCGCUGCCUGCCUGGACCUGGGAAGCGGGCGCGCCCCCCCCUAGCCCGAGGGCUGCCAUGCAGGAGUGGUUCAGGCACGCCGAGGGCUACCUUCUCCCGCUCCACGACCUUUGCGGCGACGAGGCCCAGAAGUUCGCAGGCAGGGCAGACGGAGUGCGCUUCGUCAACGUCUCGAUCGCCGACGCCAGCCGUCGCCGCUGGGCACAGCUCAGCUCGCAGGAAACCCUCUCCUGGGGCGGUCUUGUCAGCCUGCUGCAGCGGGCCGACUUGCUGGCGGCGCGAGGGAAGGACUCGCAGGGCUUGGCCAGCCUGGGCAGCCGCCUGAAUGCGAUGCGCCUGGCCGACUACGACGGCAGCUGUGGCCCUGUGCCCAGGGGAAAGCUGGGCGCCGCAGCUACCUCCAGCGACGUGGCAUUGAGGAGGGGGCUCAUCGAGCGCGCCAGGGCUCAGCACCAUGCCAGCCAGCGCGGCGACGCCGCAGCAGCCAGGAAGCAGUGGCAGGCCUGGGCCAAGGGUGCUGCCACGGGCGUGAGGAAGCUGGCCCAUCGCUUCUCCAAGCCCGAGCCGCUGGCCAAGGCGACCCUCGUCACGGCAGACGAGGACGAGGGCGGCGCGCUUCCCGUCAACGGCGAGGAGGCAGUGCAGCACUGCCUCAAGGAGUGGCUCCCGCUCUGGCUCGACCCUCGACGCCGAGGGGGGCUCGAGGAGGCGGCCAGCUGGGAGGCAACCGAGCCGCUGCCGCACCUCGAGGUGGACAGCCCCAGGUACCUGCUGAAGCGGCACGGGAG